Messenger RNA from Diplodia corticola, 1629 nucleotides. RefSeq names its product kh domain rna-binding protein. Gene Ontology annotation, biological process: 3'-UTR-mediated mRNA stabilization. Bases 1 to 1629 code for a protein of 542 amino acids. NCBI's taxonomy places the organism in Eukaryota, Fungi, Ascomycota, Dothideomycetes, Botryosphaeriales, Botryosphaeriaceae. Gene Ontology annotation, molecular function: mRNA 3'-UTR AU-rich region binding. Gene Ontology annotation, cellular component: cytoplasm; nucleus. The transcript is spliced from 2 exons. The record is from RefSeq and is a predicted model, not a curated record.
AUGCGCGUUUGGAGGUCCAGCGUGGAGGCAGAGGUGAUGCGCGGCAAGCUUGUUGCGUGCGCCGUUGCUUGGGAGCUAGGCCGGCAGGUGUGCGGGCUAGCUCCAGCAGCACUCGCUUGCUCUGCCCGCGCCCGCGCCUUUCUACAGCAACCAGAGAACCACCUCCCCACCUCCACGCGCAUCCAGGACCUUUUCCUCUCCACCCGCCGUCCCCCAACUCCUUCUCUCUUCACCGAGCCGCCUCCCGAUCCCUCCCUCUCUCCUCCCCGCUCCCUCGUCCUCUCUCUCCUCCGCCCGCCGAGAAACCCCGCCGCCCGCCCGCCCGCCCGCCACUGCCUUCCGAAGCUCGGUAAGUCUUGCUCGCCCAGGCCACGCCUUUGCCUGCGUCGCGAUCAGCUGGCUGACAUCAAGCAGCGCGCGCCCCAGAGCUCCUACCACCAACCUCUCUAUCGCCCCACCAACGCGUCGCAGCUCUGCAUCGCCGCGCCGCUUCCUACGCCAUUGGAUAUCUCUGAACGAAUUGUUCUAGGAAAUCAUCGGUCCUUUGCCACGAACGCCAUGUCUGCCGAAGACGUUGCCAUGCAGUCUCCCACCGUUGACGACGUUGCCCAGCCGUUCCAGCACCUCAACGUCAAUGAGGCCGGCGAGCCCAUUCCCAGGACUGAAGAGGAAUAUGCCGAUGCGCAAUUGACCCUGCGCGCCAUUGUUUCCUCCAAGGAAGCUGGUGUCAUUAUUGGCAAAGCAGGUCAGAACGUCGCCAACUUGCGCGACGAGACCGGCGUCCGCGCUGGCGUCAGCAAGGUCGUGCCGGGCGUCCACGACCGUGUCCUCACCGUGACUGGUGCUCUGAGCGGCAUCUCGAAGGCAUACCACCUCGUCGCCAAAGGUCUGCUCGAGGGCGCGCCCUCCGUUGGCAUGGGCGGCGUGGUCAACACCAGCGGCACUCACCCCGUUCGCCUGCUCAUUUCCCACAACCAGAUGGGAACCAUCAUUGGUCGACAGGGUCUGAAGAUCAAGCAGAUUCAGGAUGCCUCGGGUGUCCGCAUGGUUGCGCAGAAGGAAAUGCUCCCCCAGUCCACGGAGCGCAUCGUCGAGAUUCAGGGCACGCCCGAGGGUAUUGAGAAGGCUACUUGGGAGAUCGGCAAGUGCCUGAUCGACGACCACGAGCGCGGCUAUGGUACCGUCCUCUACAACCCUGCUGUCCGGGUCCAAGCUGGCACUGGCGGCCCCGUUGGCAACGGAUUCGCCGGCACCCGCUCCUACAACCGUACUGGCCACGGAAACGACUUCAGUGACUCUCCCACCUACAGUCGCCGCUCGGGAUCGGACGCCGCCUCGCGCCCUCCGAUGCCCACGACGACCGAGGACGGCGAGGAGAUCCAGACGCAGAACAUCAGCAUCCCCUCGGACAUGGUCGGCUGCAUCAUCGGCCGUGGUGGCAGCAAGAUCAGCGAGAUCAGAAAGAGUUCCGGCGCACGUAUCUCCAUCGCCAAGGCCCCCCACGAUGAGACGGGCGAGCGCAUGUUCACCAUCAUGGGCAGCCCCAGCAGCAACGAGAAGGCACUGUACCUUCUCUAUGAGAACCUCGAGGCGGAGAAGAUGCGCCGCAGCCAGGCGCCCCAGGAGUAA